Messenger RNA from Strongyloides ratti, 5769 nucleotides. RefSeq names its product Protein kinase domain and Serine/threonine-/dual specificity protein kinase, catalytic domain and Protein kinase-like domain-containing protein. The transcript is spliced from 10 exons. Gene Ontology annotation, biological process: microtubule cytoskeleton organization; protein phosphorylation; intracellular signal transduction. Gene Ontology annotation, cellular component: cytoplasm. The record is from RefSeq and is a predicted model, not a curated record. Lineage: Eukaryota; Metazoa; Nematoda; Chromadorea; Rhabditida; Strongyloididae. The coding region runs from base 1 to 5769 and encodes 1922 amino acids. Gene Ontology annotation, molecular function: protein serine/threonine kinase activity; tau-protein kinase activity; ATP binding.
AUGACCUUAGGCUCUGGAGGCCAUGGAGCGUCAUCGCGCUCCAACAGCCGCAAUAAUUACCGUGCCGGUAAAUAUAGUACAAGUCGCAUGAAAUUAACUGGUGGCGGAAGUAGUAUAGCUGGAACUGGUGGAUCACAUCCUUUAGGAGGACAUCCACUUAAAUCGGCAGAUCAAUCUAAAAGACAAGAUAUAAAACAUCGUUUUGAAAUAACGAAAAAAUUAGGGUCAGGUACAUAUGGAAAAGUUUCCCUUGCAUAUGAUCAUAAAACAGAAAGAGAUGUAGCUGUUAAAUUGAUUAAAAAAUCAGCCAUUGAAAAUAAGGCUGAUCUUAUUAGAAUAAGAAGAGAAAUAAGAAUUAUGUCAGCUUUACAACAUCCAAAUAUUAUUCAAAUUUAUGAAGUUUUUGAAAAUAAAGAUAAAAUAAUAUUAGUUAUGGAAUAUGCAUGUGGUGGAGAGUUAUAUGAUUAUGUUUCAAAAAAUGGUUCAUUACCAGAACAUGAAGCUAGAAGAAUAUUUCGUCAGAUAACUUCGGCUGUUUUAUAUUGUCAUAAGCAUAAGGUUGCUCAUCGUGAUCUCAAAUUGGAAAAUAUUUUACUAGAUACAGACAAUAAUGCAAAAAUUGCAGAUUUUGGUCUUUCCAAUUACUUUGAUGAUAAAAGAUUAUUAACAACAUUUUGCGGGUCGCCUUUAUAUGCAUCUCCAGAAAUUAUUAAUGGUACUCCUUAUAAAGGACCUGAAGUUGAUUGUUGGUCUUUAGGAAUAUUACUUUAUACAUUAGUAUACGGUUCCAUGCCAUUUGAUGGUAGAGAUUUUAAUAGAAUGGUACGACAAAUAAAAAGAGGUGCAUAUUAUGAACCAGAUACACCAUCUACGGCAUCAAUGUUAAUAAGAAAUAUGCUUAGAGUUAAUCCUGAUAGAAGAGCUGAUAUUGAUGAUAUUGCUAGUCAUUGGUGGUUAAAUCUUGAAGAAAAUAUGCCUGUUAUUCAAGAGUUACCUGAAAAUCAAAUAACAGAUCAUACACCAUUAACAGAAAGAGAAGAAACAAUGGUUGUUCAAGAUUUAGCUGAUGAAACAGAUGUCUUUAUGGAAUUUGGACAUUUAAGUUCUGAAACAAGGAAAAAGAUUGAAGAAUUUAGAAGAAGAAGGAAAGAAGCUGAAGAAUAUAAUGAAAAUAGUCCAAUAAAACCACCAAAAAGUAAAAAAAUUAAUGGUAAUGAAGAACCAGAAAUGACUUCUAAAGAAAAAUCAUUAAGAGACACUGAAACUAAGGAAGAUGAUAAAGCAGAAAAUGAAGUUAAACUUAUUGAAAAUAAUAAUGAAAGAGAACAUAAUAGUCCAACAGUAAAAUUAGAUGAUCUUUUUGAUCCAUUAGAACGUCUUCGUCAACUGGAAAAUCGUCUUAAUACUAAUAGAACAAAUAAUAACAUUGAAAAAAAUACUCGCAAGAAUAGUCGCAGUACUGGUGAAAAAUUACAUGAUGAAGAAGAUAAUAAUUUAUCAAAUAAACAACCACCAGCAUUUACAUCUGUUACCGAAUCAAGAGAACAAAAAAGGCCUGACUCUAAACCUAACUCAUUUGUAAGAAAAAAUUCUAAUUCAAGAACAAGUACUUCAAGAAUAAGAGAAUGGUCUCAUCAAGAAAUUGAUUCACUUAACAUGUUAAUGAAUCAAGUACUUGAACAAAUGGAGAAAGGACCUGUUAGUCUUAAUACAGUUGCUAGAAUUAAAGGACAUCCACACUAUGAUCAACGUCCAAUGGUAAAAGAACUUUUGGAGUCAAUAUUAGCAGCACAACCACCAUCUGUUCAAAAGCAAGCCAGUAAAAUUAUUCAACAACAAAGUAAAGACAUUAUAAGAAAGCAAAUGUCCGGAAAUACAAUGUCAUCAACAUUAAGAAGUAGAGAUAAAAAUAAAGAUAUUUUUAAUGAACAAUCUUCAAGUUUAAACAAAAAAAUCAACAAUGCACCAUUGCCACCAGAAAAAUCAAUGAUCCCUAAUAGACCUAGUACAUUUAAUGAUGAUGAAGAAGAUGACAAACCAUAUUCUAAACCUAUUUCUAAAAAUAAAUCUGAUAAACAUAAACUGGAAUCAGGAAAUCGACCAUGGCAUAGUGUUGAAGUUGGUUUUGAAUCUGAUAAUUCUGAUGAAAAAGAGUCAGAAAAUGAAUCUGAAUGUGAAGUUGAGAAAGGUGUUGAAGAAUCUACUAAAAAGAAAAAUAUUACAAAUAAUGAUAUAACUGAGAUAACUGUUCAAGAUACAUCAUUUGAAGAUGUAACAGAUGAUGAAACACAAGUUUCUGAAGCUACUCUCCAUACAGAAAAGACACCAGAAUCGCGAGUUAAUAAUAUUAUGAAAAUUAAAGAAGAAGGUAGUGAAACAGAUCAUGCAUCAGAAUUAGAAGAUGACUUAGAUGAAGAUUAUGGUGAAGAUGAGGAAGAAGAAUUAGAUAGUGAUAUAGAGGAGUUGGCAGAUGUUGUUGAACAAACUGUUUCUUCUGCUUCAAAUGAAAAAGACAAAGAUAUUCAUAUUACUAUAGAUGCAUCUGAAUUUUUGAAAAAACCAUAUAAUUCUGUACCAAUUACAAAAAUUAACCUUAACUCUUCUCUUGAUAAUCAGAAAAAUGAUAAUUCUUUAUCUAAUAAUAAAUCACUUGAUCAAAGCGGGUUUAAAACACCAGCACAAGAUUCAAAUUAUCUUAAUACAUUUGACCGUGGACUUAUUAAAAGACAAAGUAAAGGAAAAUAUCAACUUAAUCAUAUUGAUUUAUAUGGAAGAGGAGUAUCAACUGAAUCAGAAACACCUUCUAUAUUUCAACAAAAAAAACGAAUUGGAGGCCCACAACCACCUGUUGAACAAUGUCCUAUUUUAUUUGACAAGGUAAGUAUUCAAUGUCCAAAAGAAGAGUAUUCGUCAAAGUAUCCUAUUAAUAUGAAACGAAGAGAGACUGCAAUCUCUUCUGUAAAACAGGAUUUUGGAAACAUUAAGAAAUCUAAUAAAACAAUAAGCAGAACUAAUGAAAUUGUCAAAAAUAAUGCCCCUGCAACUACCUUUACGGCUAAAAAAUAUAUUAUGCAAUAUCCAAAUAAACUUGAAGAUAGUGAUGAUGAAAAAUUAAAUGAGAAAAUAAUAAGAGAAAAAAGACAACAAUCUGCUAAAGUACAAAAUACUCAAAAAAUGGAUAACAAAAGUGGAAACCAAAAUAGAGUAAGUAGUUUACCUCCUCGUAGUCCACCUCCCGUCAAAUCUAAUGAUGGAGAUUCAGAAUAUGAAGAUCAUGAGGGUGAAAAUGACAUUGAUAAAGAAAGAACUGAUAGUGAAAUUGAGGAAGAAGAUGAAGAAACGGAGGAAUUUGAUGACGAAUUUCAUCCAUCAUAUAAACAAGUGUCAAAUGUCAUUGGUUUUAAAACAAAUGAAGGUAGUAACUUUAAAAAUAAUCCAACAAUUCAAAUAAAUAAUCAACCUACAUCAUAUAAAUCACCAACAUUAAAAAAUAAUGCUUCAAUUCAACAGAAAACUUAUACAUCUCAAGCACAAAAUUCUUUAAAAAAUGUGAAUAAAAAUGAUGUGAAUACUAAUAAUGCACGAAAAAAAUAUACAACUAAUGCUUCAUUACAAAAUAAUAAAGAAUGUAAAGACAGUGCUAGUAAGAUAUCAUCGAAAAAUUCAUCAUCAUCACCAACGAGUUUUAAUGAUGAAUAUAAUGGAAUGCAAAAGUGGGAAACUGCGGCUGCUUAUAUACGUAGAAAAAAUCGUGAAAGACGGCAACGUAACCAAACAAUUGCCAUAACUGAAGAAGCUUAUUUACGAGCUAAAGCAAGUUUUGGACAAAGAAGCAAUGAUAAUGAUGAAUCAAAUGAAGAUAGUUUACCAAAUAGUCCAUCUCACAAUAAUACAACUGGAUACAAUUAUGAUGUAAAUAAUGGUAAUGGAGAACAUAAUGUUCGAUAUGGAAUAAGUCAAAUAAAUUUAAAUAAACCAUACUCUUCUGGAUAUAAUUAUCAGUCAUCUUCUGGAUUUCCAAGUUAUACAGGAAAUAGUAGUCCAUAUUCUACCAAAAAAUAUGAUGAUUAUCAUUAUACACAUGGUAAUCCACAUUAUAGUGGUAGUAGUUAUUUACAAAGUCCUCAAUAUGGUGGAUAUAGAGAUCAAUAUAGACAAACAAAUAGAGGUAUUGAUAGAAGAAAAAGUUUUCAUGAAAUGACUCCUGAAAGAGAUUAUAAUGAUGAUCAAUUUGGAAGUAAUUUUGGAUUUGAUAAAUAUAGAUAUAGUCCUAAUGUACCAUAUCAACCAGCUAAUACAAAUCCAAGACAUUAUGAGGAAGAAUUUUCAUCAUCGUCAUCACAUUGGAGUUCUGAUCCAAAACGUUAUCCAUCUUAUCAUAUACCAAAUGAUAGUGAUAUAAAAAGUUAUGGUAGUAAUAAUAUACGUCCAUUUUCUAAUAAUUGGAAUAAUAAUUCUGUAUAUUCUCCAUAUGGAUAUGAUCGUGAUCGUCCUAUUAGUAAUUAUAUGUCAACUGGAGUUGGUGGUUAUCAUCGUUCAACAAGACAUGAAGAUAAUUAUAAUUAUCCAAAAAGAAAUAAUUAUGAUAAUGAUUCAAAACAUGGAUAUGGUUAUUAUGAUUAUAAUAAUUCUUCAACUCCAUAUUCUUUAUAUCCAUCAACAAAUAUUGGUGGAUAUGGUAGUAAAGUUGAUACAGAGGAAAGAUCUUCAACAAAAGAAGGAAUAUUUUCUCGAUUAAGGCCAGUUACAAAAAGAAUUGCAUCCGUAUUAGGAGAUGACAAAACACGACCGCGUUCUCAAUCUAAUGAUCGUAAGUUUUCAGCUUCAGGACGAUCUAUAACUGGUGAUGAACAUAAUGAAAUAAAUCGUCAUCCUACACCAGAAUUAAGUGAUAGAAGUACUGAUUACCCAUAUAUUAAUUAUCAUGAUUCCGCUACUGGUGGUUUACCAAGAAUGGCUAUACCAAAAGAACCUGAUAUAAAUAUGACACCAGGAAGGGGAAUUUUAAAAAAUAAAACUUCUUCUGAUGUUGAAACUAGAAAAGAUUCUAAUACAAGUACAGGUGGAGCUACAUCAGGGGUUAAACAUAUCCUUAGCAGAAUUCGACGAAGAAUAAGCUUUGAUAAAAGUGUCAGUCCUGCACCAACAACUAGAGUUUCAGCACCAAUAACAUAUCAAAAUGCUUUUAUUAGCAACGUUGGAACAUCUUUUGAUGAAGAUCGAAGAAGUCAUAAUUUUGAAGUUUAUGAUGUUGAAACAGCGGCACGUAAGCGUCAACUUAGUAAUAUUAAUAGACGCCGGACAUGUGAUAUUAGAAUGGGUCCUGAUGGAAAAUUUAUAACUAAUACAAGUUAUGGGGGUAUUGAUGAUGAUUAUAAACGACCACGAUCACCAAUUGAAAAAAUUAAAUCAUUCUUUAGAAAAACAUCAAAAGAAAGUUCUGUUGGUGGGAAUAAUAUUUCUUCUGGUGUUACUGGAAAAACAACACCAUAUGAUUAUUCAAGUGGAUAUUCUAGACAUGAUGGUAAUAGUUCUAUUGGUUCUGCUGCAUCAUCAAGAUAUACUAGUGGGACUGAUAAAAUUUUUGGAUCAUUUCCCACAUCAUCAAAUUCUUCGAGAUUAACAAGUAAUCAUGGUAGUUCACAAUAUAAUAAUCAAGGAAAUAAAUAUACACCAGUAAUGAGUUCAUCACCUUAUACUACAGGUGGUCCAUCUUCACGUUACACACCAUCAACAAGAAAUUGGCAUGACGACUCUCAUCAUUAUUAA